AUGCCAACGAACUUCACUGACAUUUUGCAGGGCGAGAUCUAUGAGAAGAUCAUCCAAGAAGUCAUCAACGCUUCGCAGAACGACUUUGAGGAGAAUGGUGUCCAGCAGCAGACCUUGAUGGAACUGCAACAGUCAUGGCAGCACAAGAUGUCGCAGCGCGAUGUCGCGCAGAUGCCUUGGGACCCCAAGCCGGCUCCACCACCGCCUCAACAACCGCUUCAACAGCAGCAAGCACCACAACCUGCUCCAGCACCCCUCCCUGUGCAGAAUGGAGCUCCUGUCCAGCACCAAGCUCCCCAGAACGGACAUGCACAGCCCAAGCCUGAACCUGGCUCGAAUUCUCAGCCUAUGCACAACUACNCCCCUGCUCAGCAAGGCUAUCCUCAGCAGGUGAACAACCAGAUGAUGGCGCAGCAACGUGCUGCGUCACUUCUCCAGCAACAGUUCGGUCAACAAGCCAAUGCUUCACUCAACGCCAUGCAGCAGAGAGGUAUUGCUCUUCCUGGAGGCGUCCAGAACGCUCAUCCCCAGCAACAGCCACAACAACAGCAACAGCAACAAAGACCGCAAGGCUUGCAAUUGCCCGCACAAGCUGGACAGGCUGCUGCGCAGCCUGCACAGGCUCAACAGCAACGCCAGAUGCAGGCUCAGUAUGCUCAGCAAAUGCGUCAACAGACUGCUCAUCAGCAGCCUCAAGUCAAGGCUGAGGGCAAUGGUCAAUACCCUCAACAACAUGGUGUCAGCUACUCGCAGACAGAUGGUUCAGAUGAAGCUGCACUUGACGAGUGGAACAGAUACAUAAGUGAGAGGCGCAGACUAAGCUCGGCUCAAGUCGAAAACAACGACCGUAUGAUGAGACGUCAAAUCGAAGACCUGCAGCACAGACUCGAGAAUGGGCUGUUGCUUCCUCUGGACGAUCAGAAAGAGCACAGCCGCUACAGAAAGCGUGUAUCUGCACGUAGAGUGAGCGCAAACACGGGAUCGCGCUUGGCUAGCAUUCCCCAGUUGGAUGGUGAAAUGGAGGAAGAGGACGAGGAUGCCAUCAACUCGGACCUUGAUUCGUCGAGCGACGAAGCCGGCAACAACGCUGACGAGGAGGAUGAGGAAAUUGACCAUGUUCUUUGCACGUACGACAAAGUGCAGCGUGUCAAGAACAAGUGGAAGUGCACUCUGAAGGAUGGUAUCAUGUCUGCUAACGGCAAGGAGUAA
Messenger RNA from Aureobasidium vineae, 1209 nucleotides. NCBI's taxonomy places the organism in Eukaryota, Fungi, Ascomycota, Dothideomycetes, Dothideales, Saccotheciaceae. The record is from the annotation of a GenBank genome assembly.